Messenger RNA from Eruca vesicaria subsp. sativa (arugula), 1056 nucleotides. The record is from the annotation of a GenBank genome assembly. NCBI's taxonomy places the organism in Eukaryota, Viridiplantae, Streptophyta, Magnoliopsida, Brassicales, Brassicaceae.
AUGAUGAGAAUGCUUCUACAACACGCAAAGCGUCACAUGAUACGCACCUUCGGAACCCUAUCUUCGGUGAAUCAAACUUCGCAGCAUCGUCUGAAAAAAGCCCUUGACCGGAAUCCACUAGUCAUCCCGGUGCUACAACAGUGGCGAGUCAUCAUCAAAAAGCUUCGUGAUUCCGACCAGUCUCUCCAAGCCCUUCAGGUUUCAGAGUGGAUGGAUGAAAAAGGGCUUGUAAUUUUUUUUCCGGAAGAUUAUGCAGCUCGGCUUCAUAUGGUUGAAGUUGUGUUGGGUCUGGAACAAGCAGAGAAGUUUUUCGAAAACAUACCUGAGAACAUGAGGGAUUACACAGUCUACUCAGCACUCUUAAGCUCUUACACAAAGUCUGACAAACAUUUGGGUAAGGCCAAGGCAACGUUUGAGAAGAUGAGAGAGUUAGGUUUCCUCAUGAAACCUUCACCGUUCAACUCCAUGCUCUCUCUCCAAAGUCAAGAAAACAUGGUCGAGGAGCUUCUUCGUGAUAUGGAAGAGAACAACGUGGCUCCAGAUAGUCUCAUGGUGAACAAAGUCUUGAGAAUAUAUGCGGCUGAGGAAAACGUAGAAGCUAUGGAAACGUUUAUGAAAAUGUGGAGUGAAGAAGAAGGGAUCAAACUAGAAAGAGAGACCAUGGUUGUAGUUGCAAAGGCUUACGCAAAAGCCGGAUUAACGAAGGAAGCUAUAGAGAUGUAUGGUGGUGUCUCAGGGAGUAAAAGAGAAGUGUACCGUCUUUGGAACGAAUGUAAGAAGAAUGAGAAAUUGGAGAAUGAUGGGUAUAAAACUGUUAUUGGUUCUUUGCUGAAGCUGGACGAUGUAGAAGGAGCAGAGAAGGUAUUUGGUGAGUGGAAACCGGUUGGACCGAAGCUGGACUUGAGCAUACCUGGUUUUGCUGAUUUCUCGGUUUUGUGCAGAAGGAAACGAAUUGAAAGUUGGGGAGUUGAUAAGUUCGAUUGGAAAGAAGAGAAAUGCGAUGCACUUAAGGUUUGGGAUGGCUUUUAUAGUCAGGGUCAUGAAAGGUGUUGGUAG